Molecule: messenger RNA, 485 nt
Organism: Drosophila sechellia
Lineage: Eukaryota; Metazoa; Arthropoda; Insecta; Diptera; Drosophilidae
Gene: RpL36A
Product: ribosomal protein L36A
Exons: 3
Coding region: 69-383 (104 amino acids)
Biological process (GO): translation
Cellular component (GO): ribosome
Molecular function (GO): structural constituent of ribosome
Source: RefSeq, a predicted model, not a curated record
CUCAUGGCUUGACAGCACGCUGCCAUCGCUAUGUGAUUUCCUUCUUUUUUCGCCUUCACGAAAUCAAGAUGGUGAACGUACCGAAACAACGCCGCACCUUCUGCAAGAAGUGCAAGGUCCACAAGCUGCACAAGGUGACGCAGUACAAGAAGUCCAAGGAGCGCAAGGGAGCUCAGGGCAGGCGUCGUUACGACAGGAAGCAGCAGGGUUUCGGAGGUCAGACCAAGCCCAUCUUCAGGAAGAAGGCCAAGACCACCAAGAAGAUUGUGCUGCGUAUGGAGUGCACCGAGUGCAAAUACCGCAAGCAGACUCCCCUGAAGCGUUGCAAGCACUUCGAGCUGGGAGGUGACAAGAAGCGCAAGGGACAGAUGAUCCAGUUCUAGGCACCUUCUUUACACCAUCAUAAUCCUUUUUUCGCUAACGAAGUGGUUUUAUGUUGUUUUCGCGCCGCUGCACGGCGGCAAAUAAAACAAAAUAAACUUGUA